AGGUGACACGCCCAGAGGAAGCCGCCCUUUGGCCAACGUCACAUUGUCAAAUAGUUGUUCUCAUACGACCUCUAUGUGCCAGGCGUGCGUUUCUCCAUGCCAGGGCUCAGCCUCCUGUCCCGCGAGUCAGAAGCCUCCGCGAGAAGCCUCGACGGGCCACCUGUACCCCACCCUGAAUACAGCCAGUCCAACCUACAUUUCCUUUAACGCCCUGGACGGCUCCGUGGCGUCGGCGGAGAGCAGGGCCGCGGGCAGCGCCGGCGGCGACGCGAAGUGCCACCGACCUUUGCUCUACCGGAAGCUAACGCCGUCUCCCUUGCCAGCGAAGGCAAAGGUGCUGGCCUCACUCUCCUCCAGCUGCUCCAGGAGGCGGCACCACAGGUCUUCCCACGCCGAGAUACACAGCAACAGCCUGUUAUCCCCCGCAAGGAGCCUGGCUGUGGUGUCCCAUGGGAAAGGGGGCGGCGAGGAGGCUUCCCGUGGAAUGAGGAGCCAAAUCUCCAGCGGCAGCAUCACGGCCUUCGUGAAGUGUGACCCGCAUCCUCACUCCAAGGGCGUGGAGAACAUUUCCGAAGAACACGCCUCAAAUGCUGUCGAGGAGAACUGCAGUCAAAGAGGAAGCCAAAACUGCGAGGAACUAGGGAAAGGACAAAGCAGUUUGGAAAACGUCUUCUUUAGCGAUUAA
Molecule: messenger RNA, 685 nt
Organism: Penaeus vannamei (Pacific white shrimp)
Lineage: Eukaryota; Metazoa; Arthropoda; Malacostraca; Decapoda; Penaeidae
Source: RefSeq, a predicted model, not a curated record